AAAUUGGAGCACAUUUGAAGGGAUACAUACAAAGAAGAGAAAUAGACUUGAAUCAAAUCGUCUCAACAAUUUAGUUUUUGUCCAAUUUAAUGCUACUUUGAUGAACAAGAACAAGCAAGAUAAAAAUAUUGAAAAGUUGGUUGGUAGUGAUGCAAGUUUAAUACAAGAUUGGAUUGUGGAAAAUCUUGAGAAUGAUAAGACUGAGCCGGGAUUGGAUUGCAACAAUAAUGCUAUGGAAGUGGAUGAAGCAUUACAACCCCGUAGAAGUGCUAGAUUGAGGGAUCUUGAUGAAGAUAACUUUGAAUCGGAAGGGGAAAGUGAGGAGGAAAUAAAUGAAGUGGAGUUUGAAGAUGAUGGGCAACGUGUUAUUGAGCAAUAUGGACAAGAUGAAGAAAUUGGCAAUGAUCCUAUUCAAUCAUGAUUCAUGAAUCACUUUGGAUUUCAAAACUUUAAAAUUUGGACUUGAAUGUUGAAUUUUUGUUGAAUGUUAAUUAUGUUGUAACUUGUAAGUUUAAACUUUAAACAUUGAUACUUGGAUGUUGUUUCA
Molecule: messenger RNA, 547 nt
Organism: Ipomoea nil (Japanese morning glory)
Lineage: Eukaryota; Viridiplantae; Streptophyta; Magnoliopsida; Solanales; Convolvulaceae
Exons: 2
Coding region: 101-421 (106 amino acids)
Source: RefSeq, a predicted model, not a curated record